AUGGCAAAAGUAGCUUUUUGUGGAGCAGGCCGGCAAUGGGUGGCGUGGGACGACGACGAAUUUUAUGGGUGCUCCCGCGAACUUCCACUGGUCGCACGAUCGACAGUGCAGGCUAUUACGGGUAACGGCUUUCCGAAAAGAAGUCUGAAAUACACACGGCCAAAAAUCAUGGUCUUUGGCAGCUCACAAGAAGUCAAUGACGGAGACGGAGAUACAGACAUGGAUGACGACAGCCGUUCGUCAAGUUCCGAAAGCGUUCCGACGCCGACCUAUUACAUAGAGUUGAACAGCGGACGGUCGCUUUGGAACGUGAGUUCCGAAUUCGAUAGGACGGUGGCUGAGUUCACGCGGGUCGAUAAUGUCGCUCUCGGACCCAACGGAAUGUACAUCAUUUCCGGCCAAAGAAAAGAUGGCCUGACUAGAUCUUGGAGUGCUGGUUUUCCACACAACAUCCAGCAGUCAAUGAGGGACAACAGUUCUGAGCUCGAGGUCAUUGCACUGGGCGCGGGGGGGAACUACUACAUCAAGUACAGCAAUACAAGAGCGUUCUGGGGCGGCCCGAUUGUGCAGGAGCUCACACCACUCGUCAAGGACCUUCCCCCGGAUGAGGACGUGGCGUUCCUCAGCUUUUCUUCAUUUGAUGAACACGCGUAUUUUAUCAGAUACGCAGAUGGGUCGACUGUAUGGCGCGGAGGGGGGUACAGCCUUGCCUGCGCCCUGGAUGAUGAGAUUACCUACGUUGACACGAUCGACGUCUUCUACAUUAACGACAGCAUCUCGGACACGUUCAGUUGCGGAAAAUCGAUCUAUUUUACAGCCGCACAGCUUCGGUCGGGUGAUCUUUCUGUGGAAGACAUCGAACCAAUGGAGGUCGUGAAGCACAGCGGUUACUACUACACACUUUCCCACCGACGUUUAUGGGCCUUCAAAAACGCAAACUUGAUGGGUGUUCCGGUGAAGAUAGUGUCGAUGCCACCAAACACUGCGAACCGGAUCCGGAACAACCCAGAGAGAAGCACCAUCACAAUUCGGUGACGGCGAUUCUUUUUCGUGAAGCGAGGAACUUUACGAUGUGGGGUAGGGUCAGAUGGAGACAUUAACAUUUCAUUCCAUGCAGAAACCUGCAAUGUAAGUACUACCAAUCUCUCUGAAUUGAAGAUCUGCUUUUUGGUUUGCGGCGUCUCGACUUGCUCUUGCUCACUAUCUUAUUCCAAAGUAUCAGCACAGAUAUGACAAAGGAUCGCUUUCUUUGAAUGCCACGAACCUCGCUGCGCC
Molecule: messenger RNA, 1275 nt
Organism: Amoebophrya sp. A120
Lineage: Eukaryota; Dinophyceae; Syndiniales; Amoebophryaceae
Source: the annotation of a GenBank genome assembly